Bemisia tabaci is the source of this 1199-nucleotide messenger RNA. RefSeq names its product superoxide dismutase [Cu-Zn]. Gene Ontology annotation, molecular function: copper ion binding. Lineage: Eukaryota; Metazoa; Arthropoda; Insecta; Hemiptera; Aleyrodidae. Gene Ontology annotation, biological process: superoxide metabolic process. The record is from RefSeq and is a predicted model, not a curated record.
CUCCCGAGGUCCUCAUCUUAACGACCGCUCCUCUCCCUUCCGCCCUCUCUCUCACCUUUGAAAACGCGGACAAUAUCAUGAGAUCCUCCUCUUGUUUUCAUUCGGGCUUCCUCAGUCGGAAACUGUCCGUUCUUCGUCCAACAACCUCGUUCCAAAGGCAGAAAAAUGGCUCCCUUACAACAAAUCACCAUUGCCGUGGCUGUGAUACUGUGUUUAUCUCAAGUUUCUCUCGCACAAAAAGGAAAGAAAGCUGUAGCUGUAAUCAAAACCGAUAUCGUAUCUGGAGUUAUCAAAUUUAGUCAAGAAAAUGCCACAGCGCCAGUUUUCAUCACAGGCCAAAUAGAAGGUUUGAGCAAAGGUAACCACGGAUUCCAUAUCCACGAGAAAGGAGACACAAGUGGAGGAUGUGGAACCACUGGCAGUCAUUACAACCCUCACAAGGCGAACCACGGUGGUCCGUCGGACCAGGACCGUCACAUCGGGGACCUGGGUAACAUCUACGCCGAGCCCAGCGGCGUGGCCCAGAUCAACAUCGUGGACCCGAAAAUCACGCUCGUCGGCAAGUACAGCAUCAUCGGGCGCGCCGUCGUCGUCCACGCCGACCCGGAUGACCUCGGCAGGAGAGGUCACCCCGACUCCAAGACCACCGGACACGCCGGCGGUCGCUUGGGCUGCGGAGUCAUCGGAAUCGAACAUCCCCCGGACUUCUGGAACAGUAGUUCAACUGCCUCAUCGUCCAUUCUUCUCAUUCUUGCCGCAGUUAUAAUUUCUGGACUCGCAAAUUCACGAUAACUUUCGUGCCAAGAUCUAAUUAUAAUUUUGUGAUACUACCUUUACUUAAUUCCUAUUUUCUAUGUUACCUUUUUUGUCGAACGUCGAGUAACUUUUUCCGGAAAUCUAUCUACAUUCAAUGUAAAAGUUAUAUUUAUUUCUGCGCUGCGCAACAGUCGAUAUGACGCCAUUAUUUGUCAUUACAUAACGCCAUCGAUUCACUGAAACGUUCGAUGUAAUUUUCAUGAGGAAAAAUCUUACAGCUUUUCUCAGUUUUGAAUUGUAAUUCCUAUUAACUGAUCACUGCCAUAACAACAAGGACCAAAUACUCACUGUCAGUAUUUUGAGACAUAGACAAUAUUUUUCCAACCCAAGCACAUUGAACUAUAUAAAAAAAUGAUUUUGCAUACAAUUUUAAGAUAGGAAAA